AAAAGAAAUAAAAAAAAGGAAGAAAAAGAAUAAAAGACGAGAACAAACUGUGCAAAAAGAAAUGAAUAAGUGAAUUAGAAGAGUAAUCGAUGAUAAUGAAGGCGGUGCUUAGAAACAGCUUCUUCAGUGCGGCACUCUCACUCUCCGCCCGUUCCGUGACCUUAAACCCUAACCCCUUCCCUCUCAUUCUCAAAUCCGUCGUCCCUCCUCGAUACGCCGUCGUUUUCCGUUCGCAGCCCACCACCUUCAGUCGUUGCUUCACUUGUUUUGCUUCUAGUUCUUCCCCAAUGACUACUGGGGUUGAAGGCGAAAUGGGAGCUCCGGCAUCGCCGAUCAGUGAGAAGCUUGAGAAACAGUUUGAGGACUUCCGGAGCAACCUCGAAGAUUCCGGCAACUUGCGCGACCGUAUUCGUGCUGUCGCCGCGGAGAUUGAGUCGACGACCAGGCUCAUUCAUUCUAGCCUACUGCUCGUCCACCAGACCCGCCCCAUUCCCGAGAUUUUAGAGAAGGCGAAGGCCCAAAUCACCGUGCUGAGGGAACUUUUUAGCAGGCUUGCAGAAAUAAUUCGUGAAUGCCCUGGCCAGUACUACAGGUAUCACGGUGACUGGAGAACUGAGACGCAAACUGUUGUCUCAUUGCUAGCUUUUAUGCAUUGGCUGGAAACGGGGACACUUCUUUUACAUGCUGAAGCUCAGGAAAGACUUGGAUUAAACUCCUCAGAGUUUGGGCUAGAUAUUGAAGAUUAUCUGAUUGGAAUAUGUUUCAUGUCGAACGAAUUGCCUAGGUACGUAGUGAACCAAGUGACUGCUGGGGAUUAUGACUGUCCUCGCAAGGUCUUGAAGUUCUUAACAGAUCUGCAUGCAUCCUUUCGCAUGCUUAAUCUCCGGAAUGACUUUUUGCGGAAAAAGUUUGAUGGGAUGAAGUAUGACCUUAGAAGAGUGGAGGAAGUAUACUAUGAUGUCAAAAUUCGAGGCUUGGCAACUGGGGGACAAGGGGGAGAUGCAGGAACCAAAGAGCAAUCAUAAGUUGUGCCAUUUCCCUUGAUAUGUAAAUCUUCUAUCAAAAAAGUCUUAAUCCAAAACUUAUGUAGCACCGUGAUCUAGUUUUAGUUUAGCGCUGCAGUGUUAUCUAAUGGCUGAAAAGAUUUGUCCAUGCCCGUAUAUUGUUUUUGCGUUUUUUGUUUGGUAGUGUACACCAGAAAUCCAGAAUGUUUGCUGGAUUUGUCACGACAGUUACAUCCGCAUCUGGUGCUCACUCGGUGAAACGUUAUUUUGCGGAAAUCCAUGACUGAAGGAGUAAUGAAUAUUGUCAUACUAUCAAAAAAGGGUCAUGGGAACUCGACAUAUUUGGUAAAAAAAAAUCCUGUGCUGGACCGCUUUAUCAUUCGCUGAGUCUGAUUGUAG
Molecule: messenger RNA, 1403 nt
Organism: Oldenlandia corymbosa var. corymbosa
Lineage: Eukaryota; Viridiplantae; Streptophyta; Magnoliopsida; Gentianales; Rubiaceae
Source: the annotation of a GenBank genome assembly